AUGCGCCUCUCUGUCCCUGUUUUCUUUCUCUUGUGGGUUAAAGCCCUCUCGUUGAAAAACCUAAAUUAUUCCGUUCCGGAGGAGCAGGGACCGGGGACUGUCAUCGGGAAUAUCGCGAAAGAUGCCGGAUAUGGCACGUUGGAGAGAGGCAAGAAAUCCAACUUUCGGGUCCUGGAGAAUUCCGCCCCGCACUUGGUGGACAUCGACCCGGAGAGCGGACUGGUGUUCACCAAACAAAGGAUUGACAGGGAGACGCUGUGCCGACGCAGCCCCAAGUGCCAGCUCUCCAUGGAGGUUUUCGCCAACGACAAGGAAAUAUGCAUGAUCAAGAUUGACAUCCAAGAUAUUAACGACAACUCGCCCAGCUUCCCCUCCGACCACGUCAAUAUUGAUAUUUCCGAGAACGCAGCUGCCGGGACACGCUUCCCCCUCACCAUCGCACAUGACUUGGAUUUUGGGGAAAACGGCAUUAAAACUUAUCAGGUCACCCGAGAUGAUUACAAUACGUUUUCCUUGGAUUUAAAAGUGCGGGGAGAUGGGACCAUUUACCCAGAGCUGGUGGUUCAGAGACCUCUGGACAGGGAGGACCAAAGCCAUCACACCCUCCUCCUGACUGCCAUCGACGGGGGGGAAUAUCCCAGAUCAGGCUCCAUGCAGAUCAACGUCAGGGUCACUGAUUCCAAUGACAACAGCCCUGUUUUUGAAAAGUCCUCCUACGUCAUUGAGAUUCCAGAGAACUCUCCGCCGGGAAAAAUACUGAUUGACUUGAACGCCACAGACCAGGACGACGGCAGCAACGGUCAGGUGGUGUACUCCUUCACGGGGUACGCGUCCGAGCGCAUGCAGGACCUGUUCUCCAUCGACCCCAACACGGGCGUCAUCAAGAUCCAGGGGGAGAUCGACUACGAGGAGAACCCCAUCAUCGAGUUCGACGUCCAGGCCAAGGACCUGGGUCCCAACCCCAUCCCGGGCCACUGCAAGAUCACCGUCAAGGUGCUGGACAAGAACGACAACUGGCCGCUGAUCAGCUUCAUGUCGGUGCGCCAGGGCGCCAUCAGCGAGGCGGCGCCCCCGGAGUCAGUCAUCGCGCUGGUGAGGGUGACGGACAAGGACUCGGGGCGCAACGGGCAGCUGCAGUGCCGGGUCCUGGGCAACGUGCCGUUCCGGCUGCAGGAGAACAACGACAACUUCUACACGCUGCUCACCGACCGGCCGCUGGACCGGGAGCUGAAGGACGAGUACAACAUCACCAUCGUCGCCCGCGACAACGGCCUGCCCUCGCUCAACUCCACCAAGUCGUUCACCGUCAAGGUGCUGGACGAGAACGACAACGCGCCGCGCUUCACCAAGGCCGUGUACGUGCUGCAGGUCCCCGAGAACAACAUCCCGGGGGAGUACCUGGGGUCCGUGCUGGCCCACGACCCGGACGUGGGGCGCAACGGCACCGUGUCCUACUCCAUCCUGCCCUCGCACAUCGGCGACGUGUCGGUGUACACCUACGUCUCCGUCAACCCCACCAACGGCGCCAUCUACGCCUCGCGCUCCUUCAACUACGAGCAGACCAAGUUCUUUGAGUUCAAGGUGCAGGCCAAGGACGCGGGCGCCCCCCACAUGGAGAGCACGGGGACGGUGCGCGUCAGCAUCCUGGACGUCAACGACAACCUGCCCGUCAUCGUGCUGCCGCUGCUGCAGAACGACACCGCCGAGAUCCCCGUGCCGCGCAACGUGGGCAUGGGCUACAUCGUGACCACGGUGAAGGCGGUCGACCACGACCACGGCGAGAGCGGCCACCUCACCUACGAGAUCUCCGAGGGCAACGAGGACCACCUGUUCGAGAUGGACCCGGUGGGGGGCGAGGUCAGGACCGCCCACGCCCUCUGGGAGGAGGUGGCGCCCGCGGUGGAGCUGGUGGUCAAGGUGACGGACCACGGCAAGCCGCCGCUGUUCGCCGUGGCCAAGCUGAUCAUCAGGGCCAACCCCGAACCGGCGCCGGGCGGCAGCUCCAGCCCCAGCGGGGAGCCCCAGCCCUGGGACGUGUCCCUCCCCCUCAUCGUGACCCUCUGCAUCAUCUCCGUCAUGCUGCUGGCCGUCAUGGCCGCCAUCGCCGUCAAGUCCAAGCACCAGGACAAGGAGACGGGGAACUACAACUGCCGCAUGGCCGAGUACUCCAAUCCGCCGGCGGGGAAGGGGAAGAAGAAGAGGAUCAACAAGAGUGACAUCAUGCUGGUGCAGAGUGAGAUGGAGGAGCGGGAUUCGGCGAGCCGCAUGAACGUGGUGAGCAGCCCCUCGCUCAUCACCUCGCCCAUCUGCUUCGACUACCAGAGCCCGCUCCCCCUGACCCUGCCGCGGUCGGAGGUCAUGUACCUGAAGACCACCCCCAACAGCCUGACCGUGCCGCGCGCCGCCUGCCACUCCAGCUUCGCCGGCCUCGGCGGGGAGACGCAGGGCAGCAACAGGAUGUCGGUGAUCCAGACGGAUAAUUUUCCCUCUGAGCCCAAUUACGUCGGCAGCAGGCAGCCAUUUGUUCAGAGCUCCACCUUUAAGGACGCCGAGAGGGCCAGCCUGCGAGACAGCGGCCACGGGGACAGCGACCAGGCAGACAGUGACCAGGAUACUAAUAAAGGCUCGCACUGCGACACAUCUGGCAGAGAGGCCCUCAAGAUGAAAGCAACCACCGCAGUUAAUAGCCAGCCUCUUGAGCAGGCCCCUCCGGAACGCUCCGCCCACUGCACGGACGAGUGCCGCGCCCUCGGACACUCGGACCGCUGCUGGAUGCCCAAGCUGCGGGCGGCGGGCGGCGGCGGGCAGCUGGCGGACGGCGCCGCCGCCGCCGCCGCCGCCGCCGUCGCCGCCGUCGCCACGGACAACCGCACCAACCUCUUCAUCCCCGUCGGCAUGGAGACGCUGCUGGAGACGGAGCUGUACGGCACCAUCAGCCGCCGGAAGACCCUGAGCACCUUCGGCAAGGAGCAGGCGCGCGACGGCACCAUCCUGGUGGCCAACGUCAAGCCCUACCUGAAGGCCCAGCAGGGGGCGCCGAGCCAGGAGACCCCGUCGCCGUCCGCCUCCUGCAGCCCCCCGCCCCCGCCCCUCCCCACCAGCCGGCCCCCCCUGGACCUGCUGCCCAGCCCGCAGUCCAAGGAGGAGAUGAGGGGUGGAGGCUUGGACAACAGUGCCUAUGGCCCCCCGGACGGCCAGUGCUCGCCGCCGCACACGGAGAUGGAGGAGCCGCGCUUCCUGGGCGGCGGCCUGGAGCUGCGGCCCAAGAGCCUGUCCGGCGGCCUGGUGCACAGCUCGCUGAUCAGCCAGGAGUGUGGGGCGCCUGCGGGCGCCAUGGACCCUCAGCGACAAUCUGGGAACUGA
Molecule: messenger RNA, 3363 nt
Organism: Gadus chalcogrammus (walleye pollock)
Lineage: Eukaryota; Metazoa; Chordata; Actinopteri; Gadiformes; Gadidae
Product: protocadherin-17-like
Exons: 5
Coding region: 1-3363 (1120 amino acids)
Biological process (GO): homophilic cell-cell adhesion
Cellular component (GO): plasma membrane
Molecular function (GO): calcium ion binding
Source: RefSeq, a predicted model, not a curated record